UGCGCAGAGCGGCGGCGGGCGCGGGCGGAAGCGGCGGGCGCGGGGCCGGACCGGUCGGUUCCUCCGUUCACCUCCGCGGGGCGCGGGCGCCAUGGCAGAACCUGGGCGGCCGCAGCGGAAGCUGUCCCGAGUCGGGGAGAGCCUCUACCGCGUCCUGGGCCUGCAGAAGGGCAGCUCCCCCGACGAGAUCAAAAAGGCGUACCGGAGGUUGGCGCUCAAGUACCACCCGGACAAGAACCCCGAUGACCCGGCGGCUGCCGAGCGCUUCAAGGAGAUCAACAGCGCCCACGCCACGCUGAGCGACGAGGACAAGCGCCGUCUCUACGACCAGUACGGCUCCCUGGGGCUCUACGUGGCCGAGCAGUUCGGCGACGAUGCCGUCAAGCACUAUUUCCUCAUGUCCAAGUGGUGGUUCCAGGCCCUGGCUCUGUGCUGCGGUGCUCUCACCUGCUGCUGCUGCUGUUGUUGCUGCUGCUUCUGCUGUGGGACGUGCUCCCCGCCCAAGGAGGAUGAGUCCUACAAGUAUGUUGACCCCAAGGACCUGGAGGCACAGAUGCACGCGGAGGACAGCGAUCGGCAGAUACCUGUUGUGGCCCAGCCCCCACCAGCCAGCACAGAGCCCUUGCCAGCUGCCAGCGCCAGGACCAAUGCCUGAGGCUGGUCUCAGCUCUGCCAGCUCCCCAGGGCUCCUUCUUUGGGACUGUCACUUUCCGGGACCCCGGUCAUGCCACUCAGGAUGGCUCUGCAGCCUCUCAGUGGCUAGAAUCUCAGGUUAAUUUGGCCAGCAUUAAUGCAGAGGCUCUUCUGCCCCUGCUCAAGCUCCAGGGCAAUGCCCCUGUCUCCCAGCACUGGUGGUGGAGGUGGCACACACUACUAUGCCCCAUCCCCAGUGCCUCGCCUGCUGCUGUGCCCCUGCCUGGGCCUGGGCACCAACAUCAGGCCCAUGCAGCCGCCAGCAGAGACCUCUCCGGGUGGGCUUCAUGGGUUGGGAGAGGCAGACGAGUGUGUCUGAGACCGUCAGCACUGUAACCUCUGGGGCUGAGCCCACUGCCUGCCCUCACAGGGACCCUCCUGAUGGGUGCUGGGUGCCAAAUGCUGCUUGUGUUUGGGGUGCCACCUUCUGAACCCCCUUUCUUUCUGUCCUACUACGGCCCUAGGGCACUGGCUGCACCCCACGCUGCAGCUGCUGGUGGGAUCCCUGCAGGGCUGGGCCCGAGGCAGGCAGUUUCCCUGGGUCUGUGUAGGUGUUACGGGUACCAUUAAAGGGUGACAGGAGGGGAAGUGGUUCUGUCUGGUC
Messenger RNA from Colius striatus (speckled mousebird), 1297 nucleotides. It is a transcript of the gene DNAJC5G, whose product is annotated as DnaJ heat shock protein family (Hsp40) member C5 gamma. The record is from RefSeq and is a predicted model, not a curated record. NCBI's taxonomy places the organism in Eukaryota, Metazoa, Chordata, Aves, Coliiformes, Coliidae. The coding region runs from base 92 to 655 and encodes 187 amino acids. The transcript is spliced from 4 exons.